Molecule: messenger RNA, 915 nt
Organism: Schizosaccharomyces japonicus yFS275
Lineage: Eukaryota; Fungi; Ascomycota; Schizosaccharomycetes; Schizosaccharomycetales; Schizosaccharomycetaceae
Product: 60S ribosomal protein L2
Exons: 1
Coding region: 25-786 (253 amino acids)
Biological process (GO): translation
Cellular component (GO): cytoplasm; ribosome
Molecular function (GO): structural constituent of ribosome
Source: RefSeq, a predicted model, not a curated record
UCCUACCGCCAUCCAACACCGGAAAUGGGACGCGUUAUUAGAGCUCAAAGAAAGAGUGGUGGAAUUUUCCAAGCCCACACCCGCCUCCGCAAGGGCGCUGCUCAGUUCCGUACUUUGGACUACGCUGAGCGUCACGGCUACGUCCGCGGUGUUGUCCAAAAGAUCAUUCACGACCCUGGCCGUGGUGCUCCUUUGGCUAAGGUUGCUUUCCGUAACCCUUACCGUUACAAGACCGACGUCGAGACCUUCGUCGCUAACGAGGGUAUGUACACCGGCCAAUUCGUCUACGCUGGUAAGAAGGCUGCUUUGACCGUCGGUAACGUUUUGCCCAUUGGUGAGAUGCCCGAGGGUACCAUCGCCUCCAACGUUGAGGAGAAGACUGGUGACCGUGGUUCCCUUGGUCGCUCCUCCGGUAACUAUGUCAUCAUUGUCGGCCACGACGUUGACACUGGCAAGACCCGUGUCAAGUUGCCCUCUGGUGCUAAGAAGGUUAUCCCCUCCGCUGCCCGUGGUAUGGUCGGUAUCGUUGCCGGUGGUGGACGUAUUGACAAGCCUUUGCUUAAGGCCGGUCGUGCUUUCCACAAGUACCGUGUCAAGCGUAACAGCUGGCCUCGUACUCGUGGUGUUGCUAUGAACCCCGUCGACCAUCCUCAUGGUGGUGGUAACCAUCAACACAUUGGUAAGUCCUCUACUGUUCCCCGUGGAUCUGCCCCCGGUCAAAAGGUUGGUCUUAUUGCCGCCCGCCGUACCGGUCUGCUCCGCGGUGCUGCUGCCGUCGAGAACUAGACGACAUUUCCAUAGGAAUACUAUCUUUGGGCCAGCUUGGAAUAAUUGUGGGGAAGCGGGUUGGAGGGGGUCUGCGUAGUCUGUUCAUUUGGCCUUGGUGUGUGGUGAUGUAGUCUUCAUGCUCAGUUA